Molecule: messenger RNA, 1158 nt
Organism: Gregarina niphandrodes
Lineage: Eukaryota; Apicomplexa; Conoidasida; Eugregarinorida; Gregarinidae
Product: integrin beta chain
Exons: 1
Coding region: 1-1158 (385 amino acids)
Source: RefSeq, a predicted model, not a curated record
AUGCCGAAGAUCGCGGGAGCGAUGGAGGAGUUUAUGGAAGAGGCCAAUAAGUCUUUGGUGGACGCUCAUUACGCGUUGGUUAGCUUCCGUGACAAGCCUUACUCUUAUUUGGGUGACCCAUAUGAAGAUUACUGUUAUCGUGAGGAGACAUCUCUGGAGUCAGAUGUGACCAAGUUGUCGGCGACGUAUGAGGCCCUGGACGGCAAUUACGGAGCGGAUGAGCCUGAGGCGUCGCUGGAGGCGUUGAUAGACGCGAUGGUCAGUCGUACUUUGGGCUGGAGGUCUGAGUCAAGCAAAGUCCUGAUUCUUAACACAGACGCCACCCCACAUGACCCAAAUGACUACAUCAUUUACAACGGCGUUUACGACCCCUCCUGGCCCAUUGCGUCGCCCGUGCCACCCCCUCAGUACAUGCCCGUCUAUCCAAACGACCCCGACAACUACAGCUCAGACAUACUCUGCAAAGAAUAUGAGUACCCCGACUACGCACAGGCUGCCAACGUUACGCAGACGUACGGAGCCAAAGUGCUUUUUAUUCUGCCAUCCGACGUCUCCAGCACAGUCGUGAACAAGUGGCAGGAAAUCAACAAGGUGCUGGAACAGCCCGACCAUUACGUCCUGCAAAUGGACGUCGAUCAACCUGACGCGACAGUGAAGCAACUGUUGGAACUUCUGCCAGAGCUGCUCAGCUCCUCGUGCUCUACACCAACACCCGAAACAACUGCGGCUCCAGUAACUGAAGCGGAAACCACAGCGGAGACGGAGGAGGGCAAGACCAUGCCUGCAACGGACCCGGUGCAACUGACUACACAAGAGGUGGCGUUGGAGACUACACAAGAGGUGGCGUUGGAGACUACACAAGAGGUGGCGUUGGAGACUACACAAGAGGUGGCGUUGGAGACUACACAAGAGGUGGCGUUGGAGACCACAGAACCUGAAACUACGGAGGAACAACAGGAGACCACGCCGGACACCACCACCGCCGAGUGCAGAACUACAACCACCACACCCGGAGAGUGCAGACCCACCGAGACCACGGCGUGCCAGGUGGCCACGACCUACGAGUGCAAGCCCCAAACCGUCCCGGGCGAGUGCGAAGAUCGUCCAGCCAACGCAGACCACCAAGUCAUCAAGUUGAUCCUACUUCCUUCUAACUAG